AUGUCCCUGGUAGAUUUGGGGAAGAAGCUUUUGGAAGCGGCACGGGCAGGCCAAGAUGACGAAGUCCGUAUUUUGAUGGCAAAUGGAGCUCCUUUUACCACAGACUGGCUGGGAACUUCUCCACUUCAUCUGGCCGCACAGUAUGGGCAUUACUCUACCACAGAGGUGCUUCUCCGAGCCGGUGUAAGUAGAGAUGCCAGGACCAAAGUGGACCGGACACCACUGCACAUGGCAGCUUCUGAGGGCCAUGCCAGUAUAGUAGAGGUUUUGCUUAAGCAUGGUGCUGACGUCAAUGCAAAGGAUAUGUUAAAGAUGACAGCUCUGCAUUGGGCGACAGAACAUAUUCAUCAAGAGGUGGUGGAGCUUUUAAUCAAAUAUGGUGCUGAUGUACACACGCAGAGUAAAUUUUGUAAAACUGCAUUUGAUAUUUCAAUAGACAAUGGAAAUGAAGAUUUAGCAGAGAUAUUACAGAUUGCUAUGCAGAACCAAAUCAACACCAACCCGGAGAGCCCUGACACUGUGACAAUACAUGCUGCCACGCCGCAGUUCAUCAUUGGACCCGGAGGGGUGGUGAACCUUACAGAUGAAACAGGAGUAUCUGCUGUUCAGUUUGGAAACUCCUCUACGUCAGUAUUAGCUACAUUAGCUGCCUUAGCGGAAGCAUCUGCCCCAUUGUCCAAUUCUUCAGAGACUCCAGUAGUGGCCACAGAGGAAGUGGUUACCGCAGAAUCUGUGGAUGGUGCAAUUCAGCAAGUAGUUAGCUCAGUGGGUCAGCAAGUCAUCACGAUAGUCACAGAUGGAAUCCAGCUGGGAAACCUGCACUCCAUUCCAACCAGUGGGAUGGGUCAGCCCAUCAUUGUGACCAUGCCCGAUGGACAGCAAGUAUUGACAGUGCCAGCCACAGACAUUGCUGAAGAAACUGUCAUCAGUGAAGAGCCACCAGCUAAGAGACAGUGUAUGGAAAUAAUUGAGAACCGGGUGGAAUCUGCAGAGAUUGAAGAGAGAGAAGCGCUUCAGAAACAGCUGGAUGAAGCCAACCGAGAGGCCCAGAAGUACCGACAGCAACUGCUUAAGAAGGAGCAGGAGGCAGAGGCCUACAGGCAGAAGCUGGAGGCCAUGAAACGCCUCCAGACCAACAAAGAAGCCGUUUAGUCUCCGUGAACACCUGUUUGCUUUUACCUUUUGUCCAGAAAGAAUGCAGUCUUGAACUGUACACAGUAAGGACACAGCCUUGGGAGUACGAAAUGAUAAAGAGUACUACCGAUUGAUAAUGGGACUUAAGCCAUGAGCUCUCAGUUCUUGUAAUAUAAAACUUCAGAACUUGUGAAAUGUAUUUAAAACUGAAUUCUGUAAAUAGUUUUUUUGGUUGUUUCUUUUUUUACAGUUAUAAAUGAGUUGAUAAAGAUUGUUGCAGAGAUCCAAAAACCACAGUAUGCCACUGUUAUGGGGAAUUCUUUUUGAUUUGGGUACAGACUCAACUUCUCAGAAACAGAAGUUUUAAGCGUGAUCGUUGUCGAUUAGACCAAAUGUGUGACAAUUAUGGUGACUGAUGCUGGAAAGACUCUGCAGAGAGAUUUCUCCCAGGAACUUUGUACAGCUUUUAGGUUGUCUCAGGUUCUCUGAAGACAUUUUUUAGGGAGCAGAAAUUUUAUAUUUGUUCAAUUUCAGCUACACGCAAGUAUACAAGAUUUACAUGUAUAUGAAGCCAAUAUUUUUAAAAUUUUGUUUGUACAUAGUCUGCAUGUUUUAUGAUAUUAAAACGCAUCACUUGCUUAGGUAUGUUUCCCACAAAGACGAUGAAAGUUACCAAGAAAAACAAAGGCACCGCUGUC
Messenger RNA from Rattus norvegicus (Norway rat), 1832 nucleotides. It is a transcript of the gene Gabpb1l, whose product is annotated as GA binding protein transcription factor, beta subunit 1-like. Bases 1 to 1152 code for a protein of 383 amino acids. The transcript has a single exon. NCBI's taxonomy places the organism in Eukaryota, Metazoa, Chordata, Mammalia, Rodentia, Muridae. The record is from RefSeq and is marked provisional.